AUGUCGACGAUACCACCUUUACAGCGGUUACCCUCAAGGGUCGAUUAUUAUGAAAAGUUCGACGCACCCGUUAAGAUCGAAUGUAGAUGUAGGGAUAUUUGGCCUGAACAAUGGGGGAAAGUUUUACAGAAUAAGUUAGGGAAAAACCCCGAACUUGCUGGUACCGAUGAAAUGGUCCUGGAUGCUUAUUGUUGCGCACACAAAUUAAAGAAUGAAAAACCGGACUCCAGUGGUGAUCCCUGUCUUUUUUUUUAUUACUGGAUGGAACAUAGAUUCCACAGCCAUGACGACAGAACGAAGUUAAAGAAUUUCAUGGGAGAAAUAUACGAAACUCUGAAAAAAAUUCCCUAUAAUCAUAAAUGUAAAGUUAUGUACAAAUCUAAUAUUAACUGGUACCUUCUCGGAUACAUAAAAGAAAUAUAUGAUUUUUGCUAUAACUAUAAUACCAUACAGAGGCAUGCAGAGCAAUAUAGGGGUACAUAUGGUCAGACAUAUUUAACGUACCUGCGGAAAAUUGGUACAGCAUGUAUUAAUGCAGGAGCGCAUUGUAAGAGUCCAGAGAAUAAGGAUGAUCCUUACUGUAAGUGGUUUAAUGAGGAAAAAGAGGAAAAAUACUGCAAUCGCCAGAAACUAUUAGAACUAGAAAAUGGAGCACCUUACCCACCAAAACACAAACCAAAUCCGGACCAAAACCAGGACUGCAAUUUGGAAAAUUUGAAUUCAAAAUUAAUGUACAAUGAAUUGGACGAAGGAAUAGAUUACAGUGUCGACGGUACACCUGCGUGUAAAUGGGAUACGGAUGGGACUACAUUGAAGACUUCUUUAGAGAAUGAAUUAAGGGAUUAUGUAAAUAUUAAGAAGGAUGCUGAUAAAAUAGCAAAAGGUUGGUGUUACCUAAUUAAUAGGAAAGACGAAAAUAAAAUAAAUGGUCCCACAUACUAUUUAUUCUAUUAUUGGCUAGGAAGUAAAGUAUGGAAAAGCGCAAAGGACAGGAAUUCAUUUAAAGAAAUUAUGAACAACAUUUACCUUCAACUGGGAAACAAGCUUAACGGAAUUGAGCGGGGGCUCACAUACACUAAUAUUGGCGAAAACGAAUUCCAGAAAUUGAAAGAAAUAUUCGAUUGUUCUUAUGAUUAUUCAACUAUAGAAGACUAUGUGCGUGGUGAUUCUGGGGCACCUAAGUCUCAGUGUAUUGAGAAAUAUUACUGUCACCUGGAACAAGCUCUUUCAGCCUAUACAUAUAUGAACGCAAAAUGUCCAAGGAAAGAUAAUAAAGAUGAUUGGUGUAAAGAAUUCCAGAGAAUUCUUUCUGAUCGAAGUUAUAGGGAGCUUUCAGAAUUGAAAUCUAAAUUGGAAUUAUUACGGAAACCUGUAGUGGACAAAUCGCAUCAAUUAAACACAACAGAAGCAACCUCCUCUGGGAGCGCUGUUGCUGGUGUCUCUUCCACAUUAACAUUGCUAGGAUUACCAGCGGCUGCUUUCUUCCUUUACAAAUAUAAUCUCCUACCCUCUUGGGUAAGUAACUACUUUGGUAAUAACAAUAGUAGAAACGGAAGAAAAAGAAGAUCAAUAGGACGGAACUCCGGCACACGAAUUGAAAAUUUCACCGAUUACUCCUCAGAGAAUAAUUCAACAAUAGGUCCAACGGAAUAUUCAACAGAGAACUCAACAGUAGAAUCAAUAGAUGCACCUACCAUAUACAGAAGACCACACAGAGGAAGAAGAACAAAUAAUAGACGAGGCCACCAAAAUAUAGGUUAUCAGAAUAUGUAG
This is a messenger RNA of Plasmodium coatneyi, 1773 nucleotides long. Its product is annotated as KIR protein. The coding region runs from base 1 to 1773 and encodes 590 amino acids. The record is from RefSeq and is a predicted model, not a curated record. NCBI's taxonomy places the organism in Eukaryota, Apicomplexa, Aconoidasida, Haemosporida, Plasmodiidae. The transcript has 4 exons.